Messenger RNA from Daphnia pulicaria, 1370 nucleotides. RefSeq names its product serine/threonine-protein kinase DCLK1-like. The record is from RefSeq and is a predicted model, not a curated record. The transcript is spliced from 9 exons. Gene Ontology annotation, molecular function: ATP binding; protein kinase activity. Gene Ontology annotation, biological process: protein phosphorylation. Bases 222 to 1238 code for a protein of 338 amino acids. Lineage: Eukaryota; Metazoa; Arthropoda; Branchiopoda; Diplostraca; Daphniidae.
AGCGAGCCUUUCGAGUGGCCGCAACGGGCGUUUCAACCAGCGGUUGUUCCAUUGCCUGAUUUCUCCUAUUUUAGUCCAGUGGGUCGCGACGCGGCCAACAGCAGUCCUCCGUGGAAGAAAAAAAGGACGACACAGGUGCAUGGCCAUUCAGGACGUCUUUCCGAAGGAGUAGCUUCGUGGAUCGGAAAAUCCGUCACCGUUUCAGAGCCGAGCCGAGCUGGAUGGAAUUCGGAGCUGCUAAUACACCUACCGGUCUCCCAUCCGGUGCUCAUUUGCAUGCUCAUCUACAACCGUCAUCGAGAUGUCGGUGCCAUUCCCUUGGAAUCGGAAUCGUGCCGCCUUCUCAUUCGUUCUUUGGAAGGAUCGCUCACACUUUCUCGAAGAAAAGAUCUGAUUCUUCCCUUCCACGUGUUUAUGAAGAUCCGGAUGAACUGGCUUCUUCCAAUCAGAUGGUCGUGGAUGUGCCAAUAGAAGUCCAAAUUCGGUAUGAGAUCGGACGUAUUAUCGGUGACGGUAAUUUCGCAGUUGUUCGUGAGGGAAUCGACAGGCGAACACGAGAUCGUUAUGCUUUGAAGUUAAUUGACAAAAAGCGUUGCCAAGGUAAAGAAGUGGUACUUGAAAGCGAAGUUCAAGUUUUGGGUCGUUUAAGACAUCCAAAUGUGGUUAAGCUGUAUGAUGUCAUUGAUGCCAACAGUAUUCUUUGUCUUGUUUUGGAACUUGUAGAGGGUGGCGACUUGUUUGACGCUAUUGCAGCUGCCGGCAAGUUUAGUGAACCGGAAGCCAAACGAAUGACGUCGGAUUUGGCUUCAGCCCUUUCCGAUCUCCAUUCGCUCAAUAUUGUCCAUCGUGACGUGAAACCGGAGAACCUUUUUGUCGUGAAUUUACCAGACGGAAUGCGCUCCUUGAAACUAGGCGACUUUGGUUUAGCUGAAGAGACGCAUCAACUGCUGUACACGGUUUGUGGUACACCCACUUACGUGGCUCCCGAAAUCCUUCUUGAGACGGGAUACUGGCUGAAAGUGGACGUAUGGGCUAUGGGAGUUAUUGUUUUCAUCCUACUAUGUGGUUAUCCACCUUUCGUGAGCCCAACCAAUGAUCAAGAGGAGCUUUUUGAAACUAUUUUGGCUGGACAUUUUGAAUUUGCAUCACCAUAUUGGGAUGAUGCUAGCCAGAUGGCUAAAGACAUGAUUACGCUCAUGCUCCAAACUGAUCCUGGGCUGAGAUUUUCUGCGUUGUAGAGGUUCUCCAACAUCCGUGGUUAACGGAGGAUGAAGAUUGGCCCGACACUCAACAGUGUAGUCGUUUAGGACUUCAUUUUGACACAAGUCAUUCUGCGACUGAAUUGUCAGUUGCACAAGUUACUGCUAAAA